AUGCCACACUUCAAACUAAAAGACCUCCCCACCCUCAAAAACAUUCCCCAAAAACUCGAAGUCGACGUCGAAGGGGUAGACGACGGCAAAGUCCUCCUCGUUAAAACCGGCAACACGGUUCACGCGCUUAGCCCGCGAUGCACGCAUUAUGGGGCGCCGUUGAAGGGCGGUGUCAUUGAGGGUGAGAGGCUUACUUGUCCGUGGCAUGGGGCCUGCUUCAACAUUACUACCGGUGAUGUCGAAGACGCACCGGCCCUAAACGCGCUGAAUAAAUACGAGAUCAUCGAGAAAGAUGAUGGCGUUUAUAUCGAGGCUGAAGAAUCGGAUAUUAAAUCCGGCCAUCGGGAUCCCGCCUUGAAAUGCAGUGUUUCUUCUGACUCGGAUGAGAGGGUCCUUAUUGUUGGAGGCGGCACAAUAGGCCUAAUCCAAUCCCUCCUAACAAAAAAAUACCGCGGCAAAAUAACAAUCCUAACCAAAGAGCCCGCAAACCUCAUAAUCGACAGACCCAAGCUCUCCAAAGCCCUAAUCCCGGACCCGGACAAGAUCGCCCUCCGCCCAAAACAAUGGUAUAAAGACGCCGGCGUCGAGAUUCUAUCUGAAGAAGUCACAUCCGUCGACUUCGACGCAAAAACCGUUACAACCUCCUCCUCAAAACACACCUAUACCAAACUCGUCCUCGCAACAGGCGGUAUUCCCAAAACACUCCCCCUGCCUGGAUUUGACUCGGUGAAAAACAUCUUCACCCUUCGCACCGUCGCAGACGUAAAAUCAAUCCUAGACGCACUGACCACGCUCAAAACCGACAACAAGGCCCCCAAAAAGGUAGUCAUCAUAGGCUCAUCAUUCAUAGGAAUGGAAAUCGGCAACGCACUGGCCCAAGACACCGCCAACGCCGUAACGAUAAUCGGCAUGGAAUCAGCACCAAUGGAACGAGUCAUGGGCGCAGAAGUAGGCCGGAUCUUCCAGCGUAAUCUUGAAAAGGCCGGUAUAAGAUUCAUUCUCAACGCCUCUGUCGAGAAAGCUUCCACUCCAUCCGCAUCGACAUCCACCUCCGUCCAUCUCGGCGAUGGAUCCGUCAUCCCGGCCGAUAUCGUCAUUCUAGGCGUCGGCGUGCGUCCCGCCACGGACUUUUUAAAGGGUAAUGAGAGAAUCUCGCUUGAGGGGGACGGGUCUGUGAGGACGGAUGAGCAUUUUGCCGUUCCCGGACUGGACGGUGUCUUUGCUAUUGGGGAUAUAGCGAGAUUUCCGUACCACGGUCCUGGCGGUGAUGGAUCGCUAACGCGCAUUGAGCAUUGGAAUGUCGCGCAGAAUGCGGGGCGGAGUGUUGCGAGGUCGAUUUUGCAUGCUGGUGGUGGUGGUGGGGGGGUUGGAGACCAACUUGAAGCCGAGUAUACCGAUUUUCUGGUCUGCGGUGGGGGGGUCAGAUGCGGUAUGCGGGGAAUACGGUUAAUGGGUAUGAUGAUGUGUUUGUCAAGGAGGAAGAGGGGAAGUUUGUUGCGUAUUAUUUUAGGGGGGGAGAUUGUUGUUGCGGUUGCUACUAUGGGGGUUGAUCCGGUUAUGGUUAAGGUUGCGGCGCUUAUGAGGGUUGGCAGGAUGGCUGGGAAGAAGGAGGUUGUUUCUGGGAUUGAUGUUUUGGGGUUGGAGUAG
Penicillium manginii is the source of this 1647-nucleotide messenger RNA. RefSeq names its product putative AIF-like mitochondrial oxidoreductase (Nfrl) (gene nfr1). Lineage: Eukaryota; Fungi; Ascomycota; Eurotiomycetes; Eurotiales; Aspergillaceae. Gene Ontology annotation, molecular function: oxidoreductase activity, acting on NAD(P)H; 2 iron, 2 sulfur cluster binding. The record is from RefSeq and is a predicted model, not a curated record. Gene Ontology annotation, cellular component: cytoplasm. The transcript has 3 exons. The coding region runs from base 1 to 1647 and encodes 548 amino acids.